GGAACCUGGGGACAGCGCUUUGCCGCCGGGCCCAGCGUGCGGGAUGGCCCAGAGACUCGUGCUGAGGAGGUUUCUAUCCAUCUCCCCCCAAAAGCUCUCUGUGCCACUUGUGUCGAUCCUCUCCAAGGUGUCGGCAGCACCAUGCUACCCUAGAUCACUUGUCCCUCUUACCCAGAUCACUGUGCCUGCUUCCAUUAGGACGUUUUCUACCACACCUGUCUGCAGGGCCACCUUUAACAUCCAGGAUGGGUCUGACUUCCAGGACAGAGUUGUGAACAGCCAAAAGCCGGUGGUGGUAGAUUUUCAUGCACAGUGGUGCGGCCCCUGCAAGAUCUUGGGCCCCAGGUUAGAGAAGAUGGUGGCCAAGCAGCAGGGGAAGGUACUGAUGGCGAAAGUGGACAUUGAUGAUCACACAGACCUGGCCAUUGAAUAUGAGGUCUCAGCUGUGCCGACUGUGCUGGCUAUGAAGAACGGAGAUGUUGUGGAUAAGUUUGUGGGGAUAAAGGAUGAGGAUCAGCUGGAGGCCUUCCUUAAGAAACUCAUUGGAGCCUGAACAAGAGAAACCUGCACCCAGGCCUCUGGAUUUGGUCAUGUUGCGUGUUCUCUUGCCAGGAGAGGCGUGAAGCAAAACUGAACUGCCUUGUAGAACCUGUGCCCUUUUUUGUGUGUGGGUGUGGCCCACCUUCUUCUCUUGGGCAGCAGUAGUCCUGAGCAAUUCUGAGGGUGGGAGAAGCUGGAAUUGGGCUUCCAUCUGUCUGCAAAGAACUGGCAGUGGGGAAAGCAGGACGACUGCUGAAUUAGAGGUGUGUUUAUCAGUGUCUGUCCUAUCCAGACCCAGAGCAAUGGGUGGUUACUCUCUGCAAGAUGUGGACACAUUUGCUCUGGGUGGGUUUGUUAAAAUCGGGGAUUGCUCUGCUUCAUCCAUGAUACCUGCAUCCUUGUCCUCCUGUUGCUGGGACAAGUAUGAAUCCUCUGUGGCUCCUUGAGCCUAUGCCACACUCUCCCCUGCUGCUGAUUUAUGAAGAGAAACAUUUUUUUGUUUUUUGGGGGGGGGUG
Terrapene triunguis (Three-toed box turtle) is the source of this 1056-nucleotide messenger RNA. RefSeq names its product thioredoxin 2 (gene TXN2). NCBI's taxonomy places the organism in Eukaryota, Metazoa, Chordata, Testudines, Emydidae. The transcript is spliced from 4 exons. The record is from RefSeq and is a predicted model, not a curated record. Gene Ontology annotation, biological process: cell redox homeostasis. Gene Ontology annotation, cellular component: mitochondrion. Gene Ontology annotation, molecular function: protein-disulfide reductase activity. The coding region runs from base 44 to 553 and encodes 169 amino acids.